UGCGGGUAUCCUAAAGUUUGGAGGUCGGUACGUUUAAUUUUGACAUCCCUGGUAGAAAUGGUUAAGAUCUUUUUGGCGUGACCUGUGUCAGAUCCACAUACUCUCCUGCUGGACACCUUUCCUCCGAGACUCCGCGGCCUUCGGUCCAAAGUGACGCAGUGAGAAGGGCCGAGAGGAUUCGGCAGCUUCCCUGGCUCUCCUUCUGAUCCCCUAAGGUGUCCCUUGGCGGUUCACUCGUCGGGCAGACGGCAGGCGGCGCUGUGGGGCGGAGUGGGCGGGGGAGCAUCUCGCCCGCCUGCCUGCGAGGGCGCCCGAGGCUGCUAGGGACCAGGCUCGCCAAGGACGCAGAAAUGGCGGCCUUGGGGUCCCCAGCGCGCACUCUGCGAGGCCUUCUGCGGGAGCUGCGCUACCUGAACGCGGCCACCGGGAGACCGUAUCGCGACACAGCCGCCUACCGGUACCUUGUUAAGGCUUUCCGAGCGCAUCGGGUUACCAGUGAGAAGUUGUGCAGAGCCCAACACGAACUUCACUUUCAAGCUGCCACCUAUCUCUGCCUUUUGCGUAGCAUCCGACAACAUGUAGCCCUUCAUCAGGAAUUUCAUGGCAAGGGUGAGCGGUCAGUGGAGGAGUCUGCUGGUUUGGUGGGCCUCCAGUUGCCCCGUCAGCCUGGAGGGAAGGGCUGGGAGCCAUGAUGCAGAGAAUCCUCAGAUGUUCCUUCAUUCAAGAACUUAACCAUUUCUACCAAUAUGUAUUUAUCAUUAAAUCUUUUUUAAAAUGUAGUUUUUGGUUGCUUUUCUGUAUUUUACGUUGACUGAGUAGUUAGGGAAAUAAAAUUGGAGUGAAUUUGCUGAA
Mastomys coucha (southern multimammate mouse) is the source of this 852-nucleotide messenger RNA. It is a transcript of the gene Fmc1, whose product is annotated as formation of mitochondrial complex V assembly factor 1 homolog. The transcript is spliced from 2 exons. NCBI's taxonomy places the organism in Eukaryota, Metazoa, Chordata, Mammalia, Rodentia, Muridae. The coding region runs from base 351 to 692 and encodes 113 amino acids. Gene Ontology annotation, cellular component: mitochondrion. The record is from RefSeq and is a predicted model, not a curated record.